UUCUCUUUGAGUUCCUUUCAAUCAAUUCACCUCUUCACCAUCAUACCAUGCAACUUAAUGAACACUUCACAAAAUCUGAAUGUUUAUAGAGAUCCAAUUUAUGAUCCGGAUAAUGUCCGUUUCUUUAUUCUUUUCAGAAUCGUUGAAAUUACUGGAGCUUUUUUGAUGCCUAUACCGUCGGUGAAGGGUCCACCUUUUCUCACACAAAGGAGUGGCUCCGUAGCAUGGGAUUCUCAGUAAGACAUUUCUUGAUCUCCUUCUUGAAUGUGAUCCCAUGGCAACCUCGGGUUUUCUUUGCCCUUUCAGUUUUUUUAUCGUGUUCAUGCUGGUCUGUUUCGGGUCUGGGUUCCAUGUCUUCCAUUGCCAUAUCUUACGGGGAAAAAGGUUCUGUCUUUUGCGGCCUGAGAUCAGAUGGGUCUCAUACUGUGAACUGUUACGGAUCAAACUCAGCCGUAGUCUAUGGAAUACCAACCCAUUUCCCACUUUUGGGUCUAACCGCAGGUGAUGGCUUUGUAUGUGGACUCCUAAUGGAUACUUUCCAACCUUACUGUUGGGGUAGUAGUGGCUACAUCGAAAUGGGUGUUCCACAACCUAUGACGAAAGGAGCAGAGUAUCUAGAAAUCAGUGCUGGGGAUUAUCAUGUUUGUGGAUUAAGGAAACCCUUGACAGGAAGACAGAGAAAUAUUUCUCUUGUCGAUUGUUGGGGAUACAACAUGACCCAGAACCAUGUUUUUGAUGGCCAGAUUCAAUCUAUAUCGGCAGGCUCUGAAUUCAACUGUGGCUUAUUUUCCCAGAACAGAACAGUCUUCUGCUGGGGCGAUGAUACUAGUAGCAGAGUAAUCAGCUUAGUUCCUAAAGAUAAGAAGUUCCAGAAAAUUUCUGCAGGUGGAUUUCAUGUGUGUGGAAUUUUAGAAGGGGUGAAUUCCAGAACUAUUUGUUGGGGAAGGAGCUUGGGCAUUGAGGAAGAAAUUGUGGUGAAACGUUCUGGUCAAGGCAACGUUGAUUUGGCUCCAAAUGAACCUAUGCUUUCUGUUGUGGGCGGAAGAUUUCAUGCUUGUGGUAUCAAAAGUAAUGAUCAUGGGGUGAUUUGCUGGGGUUUUACUAUCAAGGGAAGUACCCCAGUUCCAAGUGGGAUUAAGGUGUUCGAGAUUGCUGCUGGAAACUAUUUUACGUGUGGAAUACUUGCUCAGAAAUCUCUUCUUCCUUCUUGCUGGGGUGUUGGCUUCCCUACUUCUCUACCAUUAGCUGUCUCUCCUGGGCAAUGCCAGCCUAAUCCAUGUCCUCCUGGUUUCUAUGAAAUUGAACAGCAAAAGGGUCUUUGCAAGUCCUCUGAUUCUCGCUUUUGCAUGCCAUGCAGUGGAGCUUGUCCUGCUGACAUGUAUCAGAAAAGUGAGUGCAAUUAUACAUCUGACAGACAAUGUGAAUACAAUUGUUCUAGUUGUUCCUCCCUUGAAUGCUUCUCCAAUUGCUCUGUUUCAGAUUCCAAUGCUAAUAUGGCGAAGAAAGAUGAGAAAUUUUGGUCUUUGCAAUUGCCGGUGAUGAUCGCUGAGAUUGCUUUUGCUGUCUUCUUUGUUAGUCUUGUGACCUUAAUUUCUGUUUUAUAUGUUCGCUACAAGCUACGAGGUUGUAGGUGUUCCAUAGAAGGAUCAAACGUGAAGAAACUUCAUGGUAGCAACUCUUCCCUCCAAAAAGAGAACAGCAAAAUCAGUCCAGACUUAGAGGAGCUCAAAAUCAGGAGGGCUCAAACAUUUAACUAUGAGGAACUUGAAAGAGCAACAGGCGGGUUCAAAGAAGAAUCCAUAGUUGGUAAAGGAAGCUUUUCGUGUGUAUUCAAAGGAGUGUUAAAAGAUGGGACUGUCGUAGCAGUUAAAAGGGCCAUAAUGUCUCCCAACAUGCAAAAGAAUUCCAAAGAGUUUCAUACAGAACUUGACUUACUUUCCAGGUUGAACCAUGCCCAUUUACUCAACCUGCUAGGGUAUUGUGAAGAAGGCGGAGAAAGGCUUCUUGUUUAUGAGUUCAUGGCGCAUGGCUCCUUGCACCAACAUCUCCAUGGGAAAAACAAGGCCUCCAAAGAACAGUUGGAUUGGGUUAGAAGAGUAACAAUUGCAGUUCAAGCAGCUAGAGGAAUUGAAUAUUUGCAUGGCUAUGCCUGCCCACCUGUGAUCCACAGAGACAUCAAAUCUUCAAAUAUCCUCAUUGAUGAAGAACACAAUGCCAGAGUUUCUGAUUUUGGCUUGUCAUUACUGGGUCCAGCUGAUAGCAGCUCCCCCUUGGCUGAACUACCUGCGGGAACGCUUGGCUAUCUUGAUCCUGAAUAUUACAGACUUCAUUAUCUUACCACGAAAUCUGAUGUAUAUAGCUUUGGCGUGCUGCUCUUGGAAAUUCUGAGUGGCAGAAAAGCCAUUGACAUGCAAUACGAAGAAGGUAACAUAGUUGAAUGGGCCGUGCCGUUGAUUAAGGCGGGAGACAUCACGGCAAUUUUAGACCCAGUUCUAAAACCUCCUCCUGAUCUCGAAGCCUUGAAAAGGAUUGCAAACGUGGCCUGUAAAUGCGUGAGGAUGAGAGGGAAAGAGAGACCAUCAAUGGACAAAGUGACAACUACUUUGGAGCGAGCUCUUGCACAACUAAUGGGAAGCCCAAGCAACGAGCAGCCAAUUUUGCCCACCGAAGUGGUGCUGGGGAGUAACAGAUUACACAAGAAAUCGUCUCAAAGAUCUUCCAACAAGUCAACUUCAGAAACGGACGUGGGGGAAGCUGAGGAUCAAGGAUUCGAGUUCAGAGCACCGUCGUGGAUCACUUUUCCAAGUGUUACUUCUUCUCAGAGAAGGAAAUCGUCGGUGUCAGAGGGGGAUGUGGAUGGGAAAAAUGCAGAAGUGAAGAACUUGGGGAACGUGGGUGGUGGCGACGUUUUGAGGAGUCUAGAGGAAGAGAUUGGACCUGCUUCUCCUCAGGAGAGGCUGUUUUUGCAGCACAACUUCUGAGAUUAAUUUGAGUAUCAAUUCUCACUGGCGAAGCAAAUCCAUCGUGUGUAUCUGGUUUCUGUGUUUCAUUCUCAAUUACGUUUCAUUUAUACAGAUCAUUGGAUGAGACGCUGUAAAAACGUGGUGGUCAAGUAAAGCCAUGGACGGUUCCACUGUAUUGCCACGCUACGUUAAAUUGAGUAUUUGGAAAUUUUCUCGUGUAGUAA
Messenger RNA from Neltuma alba, 3187 nucleotides. RefSeq names its product serine/threonine-protein kinase-like protein ACR4. The record is from RefSeq and is a predicted model, not a curated record. The transcript has 2 exons. Lineage: Eukaryota; Viridiplantae; Streptophyta; Magnoliopsida; Fabales; Fabaceae. Gene Ontology annotation, molecular function: protein kinase activity; protein binding; ATP binding. Gene Ontology annotation, biological process: protein phosphorylation. The coding region runs from base 225 to 2981 and encodes 918 amino acids.